Messenger RNA from Arachis duranensis, 1283 nucleotides. RefSeq lists its product as uncharacterized. Gene Ontology annotation, molecular function: protein binding. NCBI's taxonomy places the organism in Eukaryota, Viridiplantae, Streptophyta, Magnoliopsida, Fabales, Fabaceae. Gene Ontology annotation, biological process: regulation of flower development. The record is from RefSeq and is a predicted model, not a curated record. Gene Ontology annotation, cellular component: nucleus.
UUGGUAUUUAACUAUUUAUCAGUAGCCAUGUUAUUAACAAUGCUCUUGUUUCACUGGCUGCAGGAUGAAAUUUCAAGCCCAAUCAGUGCUAGACUUUUUGAGCUAUGUGACUCUGAUUUGUUCCCAGAAGCACUUCAAAACUCUGAGGUUACUUCAAGCUCAAAUUGUUGCUAUGAAGAGAACUCCUCAUAUGCAACAAACAUGUCUCUAGCAUUAGAAGUAGAAACCAAGUUCAAUAACAAUAACAAUAACAAUAAUACAAAUAGCAAUAAUAGCAAUAACAGUGUCACCACCCCAAGUAGCACCACCACCACCAACAACAACACAACCAACAGUAGUAACCUGUCAAUCAUCUUUGACUCUCAAGAAGAGCUUGACAAUGACAUCUCUGCCUCCAUAGAUUUCUCAUCUUCACCUGCAGCUUUCAAUGUUCCACCGAUGUUCCCAGUCACAACAAACCAUCAUCAAGAACAGUUUGAUUUCUCUUCUNNNNUGACACUAGUGCUGUUGCCUCCUCCUCCUCCUCUCAUGGGGGCUCCUCAAUUGCCUUCUGUCUUUGAAGAGGAUUGCAUUUCUUCUGCUGUUCCUUCUUAUGUCACUCUCAACCCUUCUUCUCCUUCUUGCUCUUAUCUCAACCCUGCUGCCAUUCCACCACCUUACAUGCCUCCUGCUGGUCCCCUGGCCACCGCCUUGUCGGCCGACCGUGCCGCUUUGUUCACCGGAAGCAUGCUUCUUGGCUCUGAGCUUCAGAGACCAGACCUUGAAUACCAAGGUGAAAAUGGUGGAAUUUAUUGUACAGAUUCAAUUCACAGAGUGUUUAACCCUCAAGAGCUUCAGGCACUUAGUACUGAGAGUCAGCAACUAGUGGCUGGAGGUGGGAGUUCUGCCAACUUAACACCAGAAAUCUCAAACUUGGAGGACUCUAGCUUCAAGGUUGGGAAACUCUCUGUUGAGCAAAGAAAAGAAAAGAUUCAUAGAUACAUGAAGAAAAGAAAUGAAAGAAACUUCAGCAAGAAAAUCAAGUAUGCCUGCCGCAAAACUCUGGCAGAUAGCCGGCCGCGAGUUCGAGGAAGGUUUGCAAAGAAUGAUGACUUUGGAGAUGCUCAGAGACCUGCAAGUAGCAAUCAUGAAGAAGAAGAUGAAGAAGAACAGGUAGUUGUGAAAGAAGAAGAUGAUAUGGUUGAUUCCUCAGAUAUCUUUGCUCAUAUCAGUGGAGUGAACUCCUUCAAAUGCAACUAUUCCAUCCAGUCCUGGAUUUGACUAAAACAAAAACCAAAAAAAAA